CGCAGACGGUUUUCUAUCUUUGCUCUGAAAACUCUAAAUUUGUAGAUAAUUCAUCCUUCUCUCUCUAAAACUCUGAUCUCUCUCUCUCUCUCUCUCUCUCUCUCUUAUUGAUUCCCUAUCUCUCUCUAAUACUCUUUUCUCUCUCAUUAACUCUCUCUCUAUUAAUAGUACGGAGGGGCGGUUUUUCUGCAGGCGUAGAUCUUCCUCAGGAUAUCGAUUUUCACUCAAACCCUUCUCUUUCUCUCUCUAACUCACCCCUCUCUCUCUCUCUCUCUAAAAGCUUCUCCCUUUCCCUGUCUCUAACUGUAAUAGCAGCACACAGACGUUCUUGUGCUUUAAAUUAAUCCCCUUCUCUCCGUUUCAGACACGGUAAUUCUCCCAUUUCUCUCUCUAAGAUUCCUCCUCUCUUCUCUGUAGGCACAAAUCCAUCUCGCAAAAUCUCUGUUUUCUUCUCGGGGGUUCUACUUUCUCUCUCUCUAACCCCUUUAUCUUUCUCUCUCUAACACUUCCUCAUCAUGGAGGAGGCCUCUGCCGCUGCCCUCGAAUCCAUCACCAUGGAGGACGCCUCUCAUUCUAACCAUGGUUGGCAGAAAGUCGUGUAUCCAAAACGCCAUAGAAAACAAGCCCUGAAAGACCAACAAAACCAGCACCCCGUUUCUGAUCUCAAUAAAAUCAAGAGCAAUGGCAAUGAAAGCAACGUUUUUCGAUCAGUGGAACAACAAGCAGAGGAAAGGCGUCGGAGGGUUGUGGAGGCUCAGAGGGCAAAUGCCAUUGCUGAAUUGCCUGUGAAGAAAGAUAGACUUUCUUUCUCAUCAGAUGAUGAGAGUGAUGAAGAGGGGGUGAAAAAUAAUGGGGUUUCGAAUGGAGAGGAGAAGAAGGAGAAGGUGAAGAAACCCAAGAAGCCGAAGGUCACGGUUUCGGAGGCUGCUUCAAAGAUUGAUGCAGGGGAUCUCUCUGUGUUUCUUGCUGAUGUCUCGGCUUCGUACGAGACACAACCGGAUAUUCAACUCAUGAGAUUUGCUGAUUAUUUUGGGCGUGCAUUUGCUCCUGUUAGCGCCUCUCAAUUCCCAUGGACCAAGCUGUUCAAGGAGUCUUCUGUUUCCAAGAUUAUUGAUAUACCCCUGUGUCAUAUCCCUGACGAUGUUUACAAAACAUCAGUUGACUGGAUUGGUAAGCGAAAUGCUGAUGCACUUGGUGAAUUUGCCUUGUGGGCAUUGGAUAAUAUUCUCACUGACGUUGGGGCCCAACAAGGAGGCCUUAAGAACGCAAAAAAAUUGACUCAACAACCAUCAUAUAGGGCACAGGUGGCAAUGUUUGUGGUUCUAUCUAUGGUUUUGAGGAAAAAGCCUGAUAUUCUUGUUAACCUGUUAUCAACUUUGAAGACUAAUGCAAAGUAUCAGGGUCAAGAUAAACUUUUGCUGACCAUAUGGAUAGUUGGGCAGGCUUGCCAGGGUGACUUGGUAGUUGGAAUGCUCCUUUGGGUACAACUUCUCUUGCCCAUGACUUUGGGCAAAUCAAGUAACCCUCUUUCCAGGGACUUGGUCUUACAGCUGCUUGAGAGAAUUUUUGCAUACCCAAAGGCCCGGCCUAUCUUAGUGAAUGGAGCUGUGAGAAAGGGUGAGCGCUUGGUUCCUCCUCCUGUGCUCGAGUCUUUAUGGCUGGUUACAUUCCCUGCACCUUCAGCACGCAUCAAGGCAACUGAAAGAUUCGAGGCAGUAUAUCCAUCACUGAAGGAGGUGGCUCUAGCAGGAUCCUGGGGAAAUAAAUGGGUUACAAGAACUGCAGAACAACUUUUGCCUAAUGCACUUGCAGCAAUAGAUGACAGUAACCAAGCACUAUCUGAUGAAGCAAUUGACAUUUUCUUGUGGUGCCUGAGAAACAGUUACCGAUGUUACAAGCAAUGGGAGGACCUUUACUUGGAUCACAUAUAUGGAAGCAUAACCAUUUUACAUAAGCUUUCAGAGAAAUGGGGGGAUACCUCUUUCAAGCUUUGGGAAGGGGAGAGUGAAAAGAAAGUUGCACUCGAAAGGCUAGGGCUGGCCCUCACAGCCAUGAGGGUGAAGAACCAACUCGCCUUGAAAGGUGAGGCAGAAUAUGACGGUGAUGACGCUCCAAUCCGAAGUGCUGAAAAGUAUUGCAGUGUUCUAAUGAGAAGGCUUCCUCGUAGUCGUGGUGGUUGUGUCAAGGGAUGCCUCAAGGGCGGGGUGUUCUUUCUCACACUUGGUGUUGCAGUUUAUGCAGCUAUAGCAUCGCCAUAUUUGGAAUCUUUGGAUUGGAAGAAGGUGUCAGUCAUGUUCGGAUCGCCACAGUCCUUCUGAAGUUAAUGGCUUGGCCAUCAGUUUUGUUGAUGCCAUUGUCAUAGAGAGAGAGAGAGAGAGAGACUUUUGAACUAACAGGGGACGAGCUGUUGAUAGUUUCUUUCUUUUAGGUGGGUUUGUGGUUUUUUCCUCUUUCCUGCUUUUAUUGUGUAGUUAGUGUUUGUGUUUCUGGGUUGUGAAAUGCAUGGAUAGUUCAGGGUUGGGCCCUGGUUGUUGCUGGCUUAUUAAUUCAAUGAUGGAUUAUAUGAAUUUUGUAUUUCAUUUGAGGUU
Messenger RNA from Amborella trichopoda, 2588 nucleotides. The record is from RefSeq and is a predicted model, not a curated record. Lineage: Eukaryota; Viridiplantae; Streptophyta; Magnoliopsida; Amborellales; Amborellaceae.